Molecule: messenger RNA, 1569 nt
Organism: Anopheles aquasalis
Lineage: Eukaryota; Metazoa; Arthropoda; Insecta; Diptera; Culicidae
Product: phospholipase A1-like
Biological process (GO): lipid catabolic process
Molecular function (GO): serine hydrolase activity; lipase activity
Source: RefSeq, a predicted model, not a curated record
CGGAUCGAGCGGGUUGAUUCUAGGAGCUUGGUGUCAAGUGCUCACAAGGUAUACUAGCAGAGUGAUUAACGUUACUGAACAGAACGUAAAAUCGUGCGCCCGGUUUUGUUCUGUUCACUUCUCACGAUCUCACAGAUCGUAGACGGAAACGAUGAGUAAGUGGAUUGCACUCGUUGUAAUGCUGGUAGCAUGCUACUGCUGCCGUGGAGCGCAUGGCAUCGAUUUCGGAGGCUUCUUCAAAUCCACCGGCGAUGUCGCGAAGGUGGCCGCUAAAACAGCGAAAGGGGUGGUCGAGAAGGUACCGGAGAUAUUUUCCCCCGAGCAGCUGCUAGAGUUUGGCAAACAGUCGAUCGUCGGUUUACCGGCAGAGGCGAUCGCGGCUACCAUCAAUCAAAUAUGUUCUGUUGCUUUGCUGUCGAAUGCUACCCAGUCGGAAAAUUCCGUCAACAUAACGGAUAUGAACUACGUUCUAAUGACCGAGGAUGACAAUGUAACGAUACCGCUGUUGGAAUCGGACGAUCUAUGGAGCCAUGAUCAGUUUAAUAAGAAAUUCAAUACCGUGAUUCUGGUCACGGGAUGGACGUCGAACAUAAACGAACCGAACCGUGCGAUCGAUACGAUCUUCAAUGCGUAUAAGGCUCGCGGGGGGUACAACUUCGUCGUGAUCGAUACGGCCGAGUAUGUGGACACUCUCUAUACCUGGUCCGCGUUCAAUACGAACGAUCUCGGUAAGGGCUUGGCCGAUGGACUGCAAGGACUGAUCAAGUAUGUGCCAUUGGAGAAGAUACAUUUGAUUGGACACAGCUUGGGGGCACACAUUGUCGGAGCUGCUGGACGGCAGUUUCAGUUUUUGACCAAUCAAUCGAUACCUCGGAUCACGGGACUGGAUCCAGCGAAUCCCUGCUUCAAUGAGGGAGAAAGUUUGAGCGGAAUUCAGCGCGGUGAUGCUGAUUUUGUCGACAUCAUACACACCAAUGCAAAGGUUCUUGGCAAGAGGGAUCCCAUCGGCGAUGCGGACUUCUAUCCGAAUGGUGUGGUUUCUGUACAGCCCGGAUGCUUCGAUCCUGCAUGUUCACACAAACGUGCCUGGGAGCUGUACGCUGAGACGGUGUAUCCGGAAUAUGAAAAGAGCUUGCUGGCCACUAAGUGCAACUCGCUGCUGUCGCUCAAUACCGGCGGAUGUAUAAGCAAUCCGGUGCCGCUAGGAUUCGCAUGCCCCCCAACGGCGAAAGGAAACUUCUUCCUUAAAACGAGCAACAAGUCACCAUUCUCUGCAAAGAAAUAAACCGUCUUGUAUCGUGCGCAUGUGGGCGAGUAGCUGGUGGCAUCGGCAUCAACAGUUUCACGGGUGUUUGGGUUACACUGAAUGAAAACCUACCGUUUGCCAAUUGCAGCCCUACUCUGCACAGCACAAAAUGGUGCAUGGUACCAUCAAUUGUUGUACGUAAAAUGUUAAUUUUGUUACCAAAUACAGCAUUAAGCAUAUUUUCUAUCAUUUUCUGUUAAUGCGAAUGAUAGAUUAGGCGAAAUAAAUCUUCUGGAAGCCAGGAAAUGUUUGACAAACUUUUA